AUGGCUCCUGGUUUAUUGGCAAGCCCACUUUACAAUGAACAGAAUACGAAUCGUGUGAAAGUGGGUGUCGUCAAUGGAGUCGAUCCAAGAAUCAGGUUUGGUGGCACGAAACGUAAAUCAGAUUUGUUUUACGAUCUGGGUACCAGUGAUCUUCUGGAAAACGACGAAGAUAAAGAAGGUCAAAACCGUUCAAUCACAUCCUUCUAUUCUAAAAGAUAUUUGUCGAUUCUUGACAAUCCAAACUCUACUUGGCAGGAACCAGGCUUGACAGAUGUAUCUUUUGGGCAUAACAAGAUGAAAAGAUCAAAAAGCUUGCCUGAAUCGAGUUUCAACGAUACAUGUUCCUUAAAUGCUGGAAAUAUGACUAUCUAUCGGAGUAAGAGCAUGAAUAGCUUGCCUAAGCUUCGUUUUCGUGACCAUAUAUGGACAUAUACACAAAGGUAUUUAGAAGCCGAGGCCAUUGAGGACGCAAUUUCAGAGUACGGAACUGUUGAGGAUGAUGGAAAUAGAGACGGAAUGCAUUUAGUCCAAUUACUCGUUUCAUGUGCCGAAGCCGUUGCUUGUCGUGAUAAAACUCAUGCUUCGAGUUUGUUGGCUAAGCUUCGAGGUGACGCGCUUGUGUUCGGGUCAUCUUUCCAAAGGGUUGCAUCUUGUUUCAUGCAGGGGCUCACAGACCGACUGGCGUUAGUGCAACCAUUGGGUGCAGUCGGUCUGGUAGCCCCUACAAAAAACUUGAAUGUCAUCGCAUUAGAGAAAAAGGAAGAAGCAUUACGAUUAGUCUACACGACUUGCCCACACAUUCAAUUUAGUCACUUUGUCGCCAACUUAUCCAUAUUGGAAGCCUUUGAGGGAGAGAGUUAUGUCCAUGUCGUGGACCUAGGAAUGACACAAGGUCUACGACACGGACAUCAAUGGCGUGCGUUGAUCGAGAGUCUGGCUAGCCAGACUUCGACUCCACGUCGCCUAAGAAUCACCGCAGUCGGACCCUGCAUUAACCAGUUCGUUACUAUCGGUAACGAACUGGAGGCCUAUGCUCGAGAAAAGGGCAUAAAUUUCGAGUUUUCUACGGUGGAGAGCAGUUUGGAGACCCUUAAACCGGAGGACAUUACGACCUACAAAAACGAAGUUCUGGUUAUAAACAGUAUUCUCCAACUUCACUGUGUUGUAAAAGAGAGUCGUGGUGCGUUAAACUCGGUUCUACAAAUAAUCCACGAGCUUGCCCCGAAAGUCAUGGUUCUUGUUGAACAAGAUUCGAACCAUAACGGACCUUUCUUCAUAGGGAGGUUCAUGGAAGCACUACAUUAUUAUUCGGCCAUUUUCGAUGCACUUGAUGCGAUGUUACCAAAAUACAACACUAAACGGGCCAAAAUCGAACAGUUUUACUUUGCGGAAGAAAUCAAGAACAUUGUGAGUUGUGAAGGGCCUAAUAGGGUGGAAAGGCAUGAGAGGGUGGAUCAAUGGAGGAGGCGAAUGAGUAGGGCAGGGUUCCAGGCUUCACCGAUCAAAAUGGUGAGUAGAGCUAAACAAUGGCUUGCGAAGCUCGAGGUUUGUGAAGGGUACACCAUUGCGGAAGAGAAAGGUUGUCUGGUUCUGGGUUGGAAAUCGAAGCCCAUUGUGGCUGUGUCUUGCUGGAAACCUUAA
This is a messenger RNA of Lactuca virosa, 1641 nucleotides long. The record is from the annotation of a GenBank genome assembly. Lineage: Eukaryota; Viridiplantae; Streptophyta; Magnoliopsida; Asterales; Asteraceae.